Galleria mellonella (greater wax moth) is the source of this 1410-nucleotide messenger RNA. RefSeq lists its product as uncharacterized. The record is from RefSeq and is a predicted model, not a curated record. The transcript is spliced from 3 exons. Bases 212 to 841 code for a protein of 209 amino acids. Lineage: Eukaryota; Metazoa; Arthropoda; Insecta; Lepidoptera; Pyralidae.
AACCUUACACAACCCUCGUGUUUUUUUUUAUGACUGAGAAUGGAAGUAGUAACCCUACCUGCGCGAUGAUAAGUGAGGAUGAAACAAAGUCAGCCUAUUGUGAUGAAUUCUACAAGAAGAGAACCACGUGGUGUUUUAUAGGGUUGCUAGCAAUGGAAUUUUUAAAGUCUAUUACUAACAAUUCCUAUCUUAAUAUAUACAUUGAUAAGCUAUGCUUAACCCGUUUACCACCUUCAGACGGGCUAUAUGCUUGUUUACAGCUGUAGUAGUACGUUGCUAUGGGCCAGAUGACCUACCUUUAUUUUUACCUGUCAUCCUUCACUGGCUCCUCUCUAGCAUAUACCUACCGAUAGUGCAGAACAAAGUGUGCGAUAUAUUGGAUAAUCCACUUGAACGUGAGUACUUUUUAUGCAGAAGGAACCUUCUCAAAAUGCAAAGCAACAUAAUUAGUCAAAGACGGCACAGAAUGCAAAUGCCUUCCAAUGACAUGUUUCAUUUUGCAAUACAUAGAGCCAUCUAUUCACAUAAUUGGAACAAAUUGCUGUAUUUACUGAAGAAAUAUCCAAUAUGGCACCAUUAUCGCCCAGCUAUAGGAACAAUGCAGGAUACUAUUAAUAAUUAUCUAAGGGCUAUGGUGAUUUUGCUGAUGUAUCACCCCACAGCGAAAGCAAAAUCAUUACUUGAAGAUUACUUCCACAAGGCCUGCACGUGUCGCACUGAAGUGGAAAAGAAAGCCUUCAUGAGGGUCCUGCUGACUCUACCAGAGAAGUUCUUGUUCAAAAUAGAUCCCCAAACCAAGCGGUGGAUAAAUGAAGACGAUUAUACUGCAAAAGAAUACUAGGAUAGUUAAUUACUUAUAAAAAUUCAAUAUGUGAUAUGAUUGCUGUGUAGGACUUUAAUUUAUUAUUUGUGUUAAAAAAUUAUUAGGUUGAUAAAAAUAUUUUUCCAUUUGGAAUCUUGCAUUACAGUUAAUUAUAACCAACCAGCUUUUUUAUAAAAAAAUAAUAUUACAAAACUUUACAAGAAGGAAUGAGAAGAAAUAAAUAUUGUUAUAUAUUAUAUGUUUCAUUUAAAUAUAUGAAUUUUGUUAAUUUUAUCCAUUUCAAAUCAGUGCAUUUUUUUUUAUACUACUUAGAAUGGCAAACAAGCUGACGACCCACCUGAUGGAAAGUGGUAACCGUCGCCUAUAGACAUAAGCAGUACUGUGGACAUAAUAGAGUAUACUGUUUCGCCCAUGAUACCCCACAUGCGUUGCCAUUCCUGAGGACUCGGGUGUUAUUUCUCUGUACCCUAUUCUAUUCUAUAAUUCAAGUUAUUUUUCUUUUACUGUCAUUAUAUUUUACAAUUUCUGUGAAACGCAAUUUUGUAAUGAGGAUUGUUCACUUAAAUAGUAAAUCUUGUUUUAUUAUU